This is a messenger RNA of Rotaria sordida, 507 nucleotides long. Lineage: Eukaryota; Metazoa; Rotifera; Eurotatoria; Philodinida; Philodinidae. The record is from the annotation of a GenBank genome assembly.
AUGAGCGGAACAAUAAAUCAAUUUGGUCUUCAUACUAUUGAAUAUACUCUACGACAAAAACGUUUAGAAGAUCCACUUUAUAUAGCAGCACAUCCAGAAUCUCUUUCAGAACAAUCUCGAUAUUCUUUUGCACAUAAUACACCAUAUGAUAGUUGUACUACAUCAUCACCAUUAACACGUCCUCCUAUUGAUAUUGUUUAUGCUGAUCAAUUAGCAAAUAAUAUAUGGUCAAAACCAAGAGAAGAUUCACCAAGUAUAUUUAAAUCACGUGAAGGAGAAUGGUUUGAUAAUCCAAAAUUACGACAUACUCUUGAAUUAAAUUCACCUUAUGUACCAUAUGGUGGUUAUGUUCAUCCAAGACAACAAACUAAAUGGGAAGAUCUUUCAGCACUACCACCAGAAGUUUCUAAACAAAAACAACGAGAAAAAUUUCCUGUAGUCCUUAGUUCAAUGACAAAAUAUGUAGAAGAAAUGAAUUUGAUGGAAUUUGGUUUCAAAUUAUAUUAA